Penicillium angulare is the source of this 1587-nucleotide messenger RNA. RefSeq names its product glycosyl hydrolase family 79 C-terminal domain-containing protein. The coding region runs from base 1 to 1587 and encodes 528 amino acids. Lineage: Eukaryota; Fungi; Ascomycota; Eurotiomycetes; Eurotiales; Aspergillaceae. The transcript is spliced from 3 exons. The record is from RefSeq and is a predicted model, not a curated record.
AUGAUCUCUCUACUUGCAUUCACUCUCUUGUUGUCGCAAACGAAAGGACAAAAAGACGAUCUUUUAAUCCAUUAUGAUAUAACCAUUCCAGGGUCUACCCCCGAAGAUGCCCUUGCCGUACCCUCCAAUUUCUUCGGAUUUGGCUUUGAGUCUGGGCUAUUCCCACAUUAUGAUAAUGAUUUCUCCGAGAACAUGGUCAAUGCUAUUGGGUCCCGCAUGAGCGAACCGAUAGUACUUCGACUUGGAGGCUCAAGCGGUGAUCAUCUCACCUUGGUGGAUAAUCAAACAGAACCUUCACUUUGUGAUCAUGAAAAAUGGCCAAUUUGCGAUAGUAACAGCUAUUUCACGAUAGGCCCUAGUUACUUCAACACUUUGAAGCGCUUUACCGAAGCAAAAGUGACCCUUCAAGCACCCAUGAACGACUCCACCCUCGAAAACUCUAUGACAUUCCUUCGAAAUGCCUGGGAAGCGAUCGGUCAAGAUCGCGUUGAAGCAAUAGCACUGGGCAACGAGCCAAAUUACUAUGAUUUUGAGCAGUGGACAGCUGCGGAAUAUGUCAAUAGAUCAAUAGCUAUUGAAGAUGCUGUUAUUGCAGACUUUGAGCUACUUGAUCCGAGAAUUUUCCAGAUUGGAGAGAUUCCUAGUGAAGUCAUUCAGGGAAUCUUUCCUUUGUUUACCAUGCAACAAGUCCUCGAAGACCCAAUCAUACCCAACAAUCGCAAUAAAUAUGCAUCAGGGCAUCUGUACCAGCUCGACCUUAUUGGCCAACAACCCGGAGCAGACUGGUAUACAACAGACAUUAUGCAAAAGGGCUUGCUAUCCCAUGACUUCACCACCAAGAUUCUUGAGGGUUACGCCAGAGAUGCCGCUUUCUUGAAAGAACAAAACUAUUCGUUCCCUCUCGUGAUAUCGGAGAUGGGUUGCGCGAUUGGGAACAGCCCGCCUGAUUUUGCUGGCGGUUUUGGUGCAGCAGUUUCAGCCGUGGAUAUCAAUCUUAAAGCAAUGACUAUUGGAGUCAAGCAGAUUACCAAUACUCAAGAGCCGACAGCAACUCACUCCUGGUGGGUACCCGACAACUCCGGACCUCAAACGACGGGCCCAUCUGUACAGGGAGUGUUCCCAGCAGCAGCAUUCAUUACCGACUUUGUCGGAAGGAAUGAAUCCCUUGGUAGAAUAUCUCAAGUGCUUGGGGAGGAUCUCUUUUCUGCCUACGUUAUGCAUGAUCUCGUGUCCAAUAAGCCGUCGCGAGUUGCUCUACUCAAUCUGAAGGAGUGGCACUCCAAUUCAACAGGAGACAAUCGAAACAACACUCGUGGUAAUGUGACAGUCUCUCUUAACGUGGGAUAUGUUGCCCAAUCAGUUGUUGUUCAGCGUCUACGCUCAGACUAUGGUUCAUUUGCCCUUGGAUUUGACAAUGGUGGACCAGAACAAAAUACUAGCUGGGCUGGGGAGCAAUGGAGUUAUCGAGUGAAUGAAGGGAAGGGACAUUUCGAAAACGGUCUUGAAAAAAAGACACUCAGUGUUAAGAACGGAAAGGUGGAUGUGGUUAUCCCUGACACUGAGGUUGUGAUGGUGUCUUUGAAAUAG